Messenger RNA from Strongylus vulgaris, 579 nucleotides. NCBI's taxonomy places the organism in Eukaryota, Metazoa, Nematoda, Chromadorea, Rhabditida, Strongylidae. The record is from the annotation of a GenBank genome assembly.
UCACCAGCUCCACAAGCUGCACCAGUAGCUGCUGUCACCGCUGGAGUUACAUUGCAACCUGAUGCAAUUGCUGAAGCGCAAGCAAAAGCGCAAGCAGCGUUGGCUCAAUAUCUGGCUCAGAGCAAGAACCUGAUGCAUCAGCAGCAACAGAAGAAAGAAGAGAAAAAAGAUAACACUCGUCCGAUUAGCAGUACUCCUGUUAGUGGAACUGCUUGGUGUGUAGUGUGGACUGGGGAUGGAAAGGUGUUCUUUUACAAUCCAUCUACAAAGACGUCUGUUUGGGAGAGACCACCAGAAAUGUACGGAAGAGCUGAUGUUGACGUGCUUGUCAGCAAAUGCCCUGAGGUCAAGAAGGAUGAACCAGAACAUCCGAAUCCUGAAGCUGAAUCUGAUGGUUCUGAUGAUGAAGAAACAGAAGAUGGUGGACCACCGAAAAAGAAGAGCCGUUCUGAAAGGAAGAAAGAAGCACUAUUGGCGCAACAGAAAAAGGAUAAGGAUAAACCUGUUCGCCAAAUGCUGGAGAAACCAGUCGACCCCGCUGUACAAGCUGAACUGCAGGCGCAGCGCGACCGUGAAAAG